Molecule: messenger RNA, 4601 nt
Organism: Gigantopelta aegis
Lineage: Eukaryota; Metazoa; Mollusca; Gastropoda; Neomphalida; Peltospiridae
Product: ORM1-like protein 3
Exons: 4
Coding region: 111-572 (153 amino acids)
Biological process (GO): negative regulation of ceramide biosynthetic process; intracellular sphingolipid homeostasis; ceramide metabolic process
Cellular component (GO): endoplasmic reticulum membrane
Source: RefSeq, a predicted model, not a curated record
UCAUGAGAUAAAAGACCAACGCAUGCGCAAAUAAUCACUUCUGGUUGAGAUCAAAGUUGUUUGUUAUUAACUUUGUUGUGUGUAUGUGUUAUGGGCAGUAGUUGACAACGAUGAACGUUGCAGUAGCACAUGGAGACAGCAACCCGACACAUUCUUACCUCAACAGCAAGGGAAUAUGGCUGACGUACAUACUCAUCAUAUUCGUGUCACAUCUCCUAAUUCUGAGUGUUCCGUUCUUCAGUAUGGCCGUGGCCUGGACACUGACCAAUGUGAUCCAUGAUAUUUGUAUGUUUGUAAUGCUGCACAUUACCAAGGGAACUCCAUGGGAGACCCCUGACCAGGGUGCUGAUCGCAUGCAGACCCAGUGGGAGCAGAUUGACUGUGGCAAACAGUUCACAGCUACGAAAAAAUUCCUUACCCUUGUACCAAUUGUAUUGUUUUUUCUGGCAAGCUUUUACACAAGAUAUGACAAAGUGCAUUUUCUGGUGAACUUUGUGUUUCUGUCACUGAGCCUCAUUCCAAAACUUCCACAGCUGCACGGAGUACGAUUGUUUGGCAUCAAUAAAUACUGAAACAUUUUCAACUUCUCAGAAGAUGGGGUGAUUUUAGCUUCCUUGUUUUGCUUUUCUGCUUUUUGGUGGGCUUUUUUUUUUUUUGGUGGAUGAAAGCUCCAAACAUCUGUUAAUAUGUGUUUUUAUUUGUACUCUUACUUGGGGCAAGGUUUACAGUCUCAAUUGUGUGGAAUUUGUCAGAUGAGUUACAAAUAUGUUCCCACUAGCAAAUAGUGACGAGACGUAUUAUUAUACAAUGAAUUAGAUAAAUUUCACUUGGUAAGGAUAUCUGAUGGCAUUUUUGAAAAAGAAAAUAUUUCAAAAUUGUUUAAAGUUUGGAAAGUUAGAGCCAGCAAAUACACACAUGGAGACUAUAAAACAGCUACCUCUGACACACAGCCACAAGCCAGUGCUACCUGCCUGAGAUCCACCUCUGCCUUGGCACAGAUACUCCUAGGCAUCAUCUGCUAAAACAGAUUAAACUUUUGCAUAAUGACAUCACUGACUAAUCACAUCACACAUUGUACUUAACAAUAUGGUUAUUAAAGUCUUCAAGGAACAUUGUUUUUAUUUCGUGUGUGUACCAGUAUGUGUGCAAUGUUGGGUAAAAAAUACAAACAGUUGUUUUAAAUAUUGGAUACCAAAGUAAUUCGGUUGUAGUAUUCUUGUACAGUCUUCCAGGAAUCCAAUGAAAUAUUGGAUUGUCUUGGUGGAUUAUAGAGAUAAUUUCCAGGUGAGCUCCACCAAAUUAUUUAUUAAACUUCAAAAAUGGAAGAAAUCCACCAUUAUUUUUCCAAAAAUAUAUCAAUUAUUAGGUAAAAUUAUUUGACCAAAUCUGAAUAAAAUUCACCAGUUCUGUUUAAACUUCGCAAUUGGUGAAUUUGGUGAGUUACAGAGCUAGUCCUGCAUUUUGUUGAUUCACUAGUCAGGUAUCAGAGAUUGCUACAUGAGUAUAAAAUGUUAAAUAGUAGUUGCUAAUAAGUUUUGCUGAUCAAAAUUUUGACAGUUAAAUGAUCCUUGAAGUUAAUGAUGCUGUGCACCAGGGUCAAGGUGGAAUUUAGGCUAACAACAGUAGCUUUGGCUUGAGUAAUUAGCUGAUGGUAAAACCAUCAGACAUGCGAGAAGCAUUGCUGUAGGACACAAAAAGAACGAAAAAACUACAAACGUGUGUUCUAAUUUUGUAGAAAUCAACAGAUACCCACUUAGUAAUUAUUAGGCAGUAGAGUCAACUGUUAAAAGUCAACUGUGCAAUGACUGAAAUGGAUGGUUAUUUAAAAUCUGUUUAUAUCUAAGAGAGAAAAGAUUGUUAUGUUAUUAGCUAAAGUUAAUGCUGGGAAAGACUUGCCAUGACCUUAAAUGCUUAUAAAAGUACUUAACUGUUUAAGCAAUAAGCCGUUUUAAUCGAGCCUAUAACAGAAAUGGUCUUGAUCUGGUGGCGUGUUUAAGCUAGCACAUUUUCUCACAAUGCUACAGGUUUGGCUAGAUUUUUUUUUUAAUACACACAAUGCAAACAAUACUGGAAGUGUGUUAUAUGUAUUGUACAAUUAUGAAUAAAUUGAGCUACCUUUUUUGUGUUAGUAUUAUUGUCUUGUAUAUUUUAAAAGUGAUAAGCCUCUAGAAUUGUACAUAUAUUCAUGUAGAUUUUGCAUGAGAUUUUAUGCCGCUGAACCAGUCUAUUAGCAUCAUCCAAGCAAAAUCUAAAAAUGGUGGUUUUCAUGGAUACCCACAAUUUAUCUGUAUUUCUGAAAAGAAUGCCAUGUGUUCAUUGUAGACAUUGUUUUAUACAAAGUGUGCCAGGCACAGAUCCAGACACAACCCCCGAGUUUUGAAGUGCAGGACUAAAUAGCAGGCUGCGACAAGCAGUUAAUAUUUUAGCAUGUAAAAUAGAAACUCGCCUGCUAAAAUCACCAAAACAGCCGGAGUGUCAUUUUUUCAAGAUAGACAUUGUUCUUUUGACCUGCUAUUGAAAAAUAACAACAGCAGGACAUAGUUUAUUUUCUCUUUCAAGUCCUGAAGAGUCCAGAAAAAUUCAAUGUAUAGCUGCUGAAGAUGAAUACAAUGAAUUUAUAUGUCGAGGACACUGGUGUAGAGUGGGUUGCCAGUGCCAGGGGCAAGGCAAGUAUUGCGACCUCUAAUCAGUGGACCAUUAGUGCUCCCAGAGUCCCUUCCACCAGUCCAGAAUUUUGUGCCCAGGACAACCACCCCUGUGGCCCAGCCCAUGCUACGUCACUGCAAGGAUGGGUUAUAUCCUGGUUGGCUUUGGGUUUCUAGGGAAGAUUGCCAUAUACAUGUAUGUAUUACAUGUUCAUGUACUUUUGAAUACUGAAGGUGCCCUUUUACAAUGUUGCACUUCCUCGCCACCUUAAAAAUAACUCAAUCUGCUCCAUGUCCCUUAGGCACACGUUUUGCAAGGUGUCGUUUAUAGGUGGUUCAACUGUAUACUCUUAUAUUAUGAUCUCUUUAUGCAUCUUUGUUACACUCCAGAUUGAAUGUUUCAUGUGAGUCGACUGUUUUGAUAUCACCUAUAGCAGUAUACACUAAAUGAUAAGUACGGUGUGUCGCACAGGUUUUUUUGCAGGUUUGUUUUGAGGCAUGAAUGAUGAUUUAUCCUUCAUCCAAAUAUAUGUAUUUUCAUUCCUUUCAAACACUGGUCAGUUUAUUAGAUUAUUAGAGACUUUAUUAGAUUAUUAGAGAUGUUUAUGCAUUGAGGGUCUCAAUGCAACAACAUUUAUACAUGUAGUUAGUUCUCAGCAUGCAGUGCUGUGUGAUAUACACUGGUUUACCAAGAAUUACCAAAUAUUCUACAAUAAAUCUGUUUCACCCAAACUCAGACAGUUGUAUUUUAAAGAAAAAUUUAGAUUUAAAUUAUUGACAUUGUUGUUUAUCUCACCUUGACAAAGUCACACAUAUUUUUUACAUCAAUUAUGACAUCAAAAUGUUUAGCUCUUAACAUUUUUGCCCUUUGGACCAUUUAUCAUAAAUUAUAAGUCCUAGAUCAAUGAAACUUGGUUUAUAGUUUCAGCUAUCAUGGUUCAUCUCGAUACUUGUUUCAGAAAAUAAAAAUAUAUUAAUGAAACAUUUUGAUUUUUAUUAUUAUUAUUAUUAUUAUUUAUAUAUGUAAGAUUUAGAUUAAUCCUGAAUGUUACAUCACAUUGAAUCAGUUUGUGGAAUUAUUAUUAAUAUAAAUUUCUCUGAUGGGCCAUUGUAUCAAAAGUUUGUACUUUUGAUAAAUAAAGCAAAAGUUUGUUGAUACUUUAGACAUUUUAUUUAGUGAUUGAGAAUUCAGAAUUUCAAACCGAGAUUUUAUUAGCAGAAGAAAAAUAUGUGAAAUUGCCAUUUUGAGUUUGUUGCAUGUGAUAUUAUUUUCUAAAAGUUCUGUUUGAGGAUGGUCCAUGUCUUUUUAGAUAACUGAGCAAGUUUUGUACAGGUGAUGGAAAUCCUGGAAUGUCUUGAAAUUUUAUGUUCGAUUAUGGAAAAGAAAAUUGGUUAAUAAUGUGUGUCCCACAUUUAAAAUGACAUGAGAAGAGAUUAGCAGUUAUCAUCAAAACACUGUUACAGCAAUAUUACUGACAAUCACAAAUUUGUUUUAUUAAAAACUCUUUUAGGAAAUGGAAAAUUUCUUGAAAAUCAUGAAAUUUGGUUGGUGUAAACCUUAUUUGGCCCAUCUCAAGACAUUCUUUGUCAAACUCCCAUCACUGCCUUUAAGUUAUUGAAAAACAAAAUCCUGGAUGAAAUGUAAUUUUGAUUUUAUUAAUUUUUUUAAUAUUAUUUUAGCACAUCCAAAAAUGUUUCUAUAGAAGUACCUGUACCUGAAGUAGUCCAGAGUAUUAUUUAUCUAAGCCAUAAUGUUGUUUGUUUAGUUUUUUUAAACUACACACAUUCAGUGACCAGAAAACCUGGUACUAGAUCAAACAGCUGAACCAAAUUAGAACAAUAUUUAAAAUUUCAAUAUGUUUAUGGAGAAGGAAUGAGUUGGUAACUGAACUUGUUGAUACUGAUAUGGCUGUUAGAAAUGUAUAAUGUACAGGGUGAAUAAAUGGUGAAAGCUAA